AUGUUCCAGUUCCUUGUUUUUGGAAGGUGGGUUCCCUCCAGUUUGUCAAAACCAGUUUUAGAUUGUAGGUCUGCAAACAGGACCAGCCUCGCCACGAGAUUUGCUGCUCUUCUUCACUUGCAUUUCUUUGCAGGGAUGAAGGCAGGAACCUCCCCGGGCUUGCUGGUGAUCCUCAGCCUCCUCCAGGCACCUGCAUCCUCUUCCCAUGAUGUGCUGGAGGAGCUGUCAGACACGUCCCUCCUGAGCAGCGUGGCCGAGGCCAAGCACCUGGUGGACGCCGCCUACAAGCGCACGCGGGACCGCAUCAAGCAGCACCUGCAGAAUGACGCCCUGACCCCAGCAGAGCUCCUGAGGUACUUCAAGCAGCCCGUGGAGGGGACCCGGGCGGCCGUGAGGGCGGCAGAUUAUGUGCAGACCACCCUGAGCCUCCUCAAGGACAAGCUGAGAUGGGCUGUGAGGGGGGACUUCAACGUCACAGAUUUGCUGACUCCAGCUCAGCUGGGCAUGAUUUUCAAGGCCAGUGGAUGUGAUCAACAGGAUAAGAAAAUAAAUUGUGGUUCUUCCCGCUACCGAACGAUCACCGGCCAGUGCAACAACAGGAGGCACCCCUACCUAGGAGCCUCCAACAGAGCCCUGGCCAGGUGGCUGCCAGCACAAUACGAGGACGGCGUGUCCAUCCCCCGUGGGUGGACAGAGGGAAAGCGCUUCUCUGGAUUCCCUCUUCCCCUGGUCCGGCGGGUGUCCAACGAGAUCGUUCGCUUCCCACCGGAGCGGCUGCGGCUGGACCAGCACAGGUCCCUCAUGUUCAUGCAGUGGGGGCAGUUCAUUGACCACGACCUGGAUUUCAGUCCAGAAACCCCAGCCAGGGUCAGCUUUCAUGGUGACAUAGACUGUGACACCAGCUGUGCCAAGAAGCCUCCUUGCUUCCCCAUCCAGAUCCCACCCAACGACCCCCGGAUCACCAACAGGAGGGACUGCCUGCCUUUCUCCCGCUCUGCCCCUGCCUGCAGCCCGGGCAGCGGGGUGCGGGAGCAGAUCAACGCGCUCACCUCGUUCCUGGACGGCAGCGUGGUGUACAGCAGCGAGGUGGCCGUGGCCAGCCGGCUGCGGGACCGGAGCCGCGGGCUGGGCCUGCUGGCUGUGAACCAGAACUUCACCGACAGGGGCAGGGCCUACAUGCCCUUCGGGCCCAUGAGGAAGGAGCCCUGUCUCAAGGCCAGUGGGGCAGCUCGGAUCCCUUGCUUCUUUGCAGGUGACACCAGAGCCAGCGAGAUGCUGGAGCUGGCCUGCAUGCACACGCUCUUCAUGCGGGAGCACAACCGCCUGGCCAGGCAGCUGAAGAGGCUCAAUCCCCACUGGAACGACGAGACGCUCUACCAGGAGGCACGAAAGAUCCUGGGAGCCAUGAUCCAGAUCAUAACCUACAGGGACUACCUGCCUCUCCUGCUGGGACACAAGUUCCAGAGUCUGAUUCCUCCUUACCGGGGCUACAGCGAGUGUGUAGAUCCUCGGAUAUCCAACGUCUUCACCUUGGCCUUUCGCUUCGCCCACGCUUCAAUCCCCCCCACUGUGGGUCGCCUAAACAAGAGUUACAAGCCCAUAACACCUGAAAUUCGACUUGGAACCUCCUUCUUUGCCAUGUGGAGGAUCAUUCAAGAAGGUGGGAUUGAUCCCUACCUGCGGAACCUGAUGGCCAGCCAGGCCAAGCUGAUGACGCAGCGGCAGAUGGUGGUGGAUGAGCUCCGGGACCGGCUGUUCGAGCGGGUUGAGAGGAUUGGCUUUGAUCUGGCCGCACUCAACAUGCAGCGCAGCAGAGACCACGGCCUUCCAGGUUACAACUCCUGGAGAAGAUUCUGUGGGCUCUCACAGCCUUCUGGAGUGAAGUCACUUGGUAAAGUGUUGAGGAAUCAGGAUCUGGCCAGGAAGUUCCUACAGCUCUAUGGCACCCCCAAGAACAUUGACAUCUGGAUUGGGGCCCUUGCAGAGCCCUUUGUGAAGGGAGGCAGAGUUGGGCCUCUCAUGGCUUGUCUCAUUGGCACCCAGUUCAGGAACAUCCGUGAUGGGGACAGGUUUUGGUGGGAGAACCCCGGGGUUUUCACUCCCUGGCAACGCUGUGCACUGACCAAAAUCUCCCUGUCACGAGUCAUUUGUGACAACACCGACAUCACCAAAGUUUCGAGGCACAUCUUCAGGGCUAACAGGUACCCCAAGCACUUUGUGAGCUGCAGUCGGAUCCCAAAGCUGGACCUCAGACCGUGGAAGUCACGGAGCACCCAGGAGCAAGUCCUUUACCAGGUGAAACCUGCAUUCAGAUUCUUCUGCAAGAUGACCUUCUAUAAGCUGUGGUUCUUCACCAUAAGCAUUGUGGUUGUUAUCCUCAGCAUUCCUCGGGGACGGAACGUGGAGAACGCGACGAUUUUUCGCACUUUGGCCCUGCCACUCAAAUACAUCUUUGGCAUCCAGAUAGUGGUGAAGGGCAAGGAGAACCUCAGGACUAAGAAACCUUUUGUGCUGGUGCUGAACCACCAGACCUCCCUCGACAUUCUGGUGCUGCUGGAGAUCCUGCCACGCCGCUGCGUGCCCAUUGCCAAGAAGGAGAUCCUGUACAUGGGCACCUUCGGCCUGGCGUGCUGGCUGAUGGGGACCAUCUUCAUCGACCGCAAGGACAGGGAGGGUUCCAUCAAAACCCUGACAGAGGUGGCCCAAUCCCUGCACAAGGACAACCUGCGCAUCCUGAUCUUCCCCGAGGGAACUCGCAACCACAGCGGCUCCAUGCUGCCCUUCAAACGUGGGGCCUUCCAGCUGGCUGUGAAAGCACAGGUCCCCAUCAUUCCUGUAGUGUUCUCUUCCUACAACAGCUUCUACAACCAGAAGGAGAAGAGAUUCACCCCAGGAAAGCUCAUCAUCCAGAUCCUGCCAGAAGUGGAGACCCUCGGCCUGGGCCCGGACGAUGUCCCCAAGCUCACCGAGAGGGUCCGGGACUCCAUGCUCACCACCUACCAGGGGAUAUCAGGAAUGACAAACGGGGCUUCCCAUCAGUGAUGCCCUCUCCCAGCUCCAGCUGUGUGUGCCACAGCUCAGGAGGAGGCCACAGGAAGGUCUGGCAGCAGAGAGGAGCGUGGAUUGCAACGCUGAUG
This is a messenger RNA of Myiozetetes cayanensis, 3137 nucleotides long. RefSeq names its product eosinophil peroxidase-like. NCBI's taxonomy places the organism in Eukaryota, Metazoa, Chordata, Aves, Passeriformes, Tyrannidae. Gene Ontology annotation, molecular function: 1-acylglycerol-3-phosphate O-acyltransferase activity; heme binding; peroxidase activity. Gene Ontology annotation, biological process: response to oxidative stress; phospholipid biosynthetic process. The record is from RefSeq and is a predicted model, not a curated record. Gene Ontology annotation, cellular component: membrane.